GUGGGGCGUUCAGCCCAGCAGCGUCGCCUUUGCCUACCCACCAGCUUCGGGAAGGGACUGACUUUCUGGCUCCGCUGCCGAUCCUCCCGCACUACCUCCGUUCAAGAGGGGAUAAACACUGAGAGUUAAAGUCCAAGCCGGGCAGCGUAGCAGUUUCAGCGUUAGCGGCGAUUUUAAUUUAUUUUUAUCCCCCCCUCCCUCUCUCUCUCGCUCCCUCCACUCACGCGACUCAAUUGUUGCCGUUGGACCAAACGGGAUUGAACUUGAAACGAACCCGCAGACAUUUUGUUAUUUCUGAGAUUUCUUCUUCACUUUUUUCAUCCCUGUGGCGGCAGCUGGCUGCGGGGAGCGAGCCGCGAGCUGUGAGGGGGCCAACGGCACGAGGCGAAACACGGUCGGCGUUCACCUUCCGCUCCACUCGCGGGCUGCAUCCAAACAUUUACUGCACGCACGGCGUUAUUAAUUUACCUGCGCUGAGCUCGCGACGCUGCCGCUCGUGCGUUAAAGCGGAAAGCUUACAACGGCGAUGAAUCAUUUUGACUGACAGCUUUUGAAGAAUUAGCUAGCUUUAGCCAGCACUGAUGGUGCUUUCCUGCUCACGCUAAAGCAGUAAAUACGGGGUCGGGACAACCCAGAUAGCACACCGACUCUUUUGCCUCUCUAACGGCCGCAAAGUGCAUCACUUAUAAUCGGCUUAAUUUUAUAUUUAUUUAUUUUUUUUAAAAGGGGGUGGUGGAGUGGGGGGAGUCCCCUAGCUACUGUUAGCUAGUCAUCCUGCUAACGCUGGACAGCUCCUGUGUACGGCUGGGCUAGCUUUGGACAAAAGAAAGAGCAACGCAAGGGGAAAUAUAAACACCGUCUUUGGGAAGGAGAGCAACAAACAAGGAACUGACAUGAUGUUUCCACAAUCAAGGCACUCAGCCUCAUCGCAGCAGCUGAAAUUCACGACCUCUGAUUCCUGUGACAGGAUCAAGGAUGAGUUCCAGUUUCUUCAAGCACAAUACCACAGUUUGAAGCUCGAGUGUGACAAGUUGGCCAGUGAGAAGUCAGAGAUGCAGCGCCAUUAUAUCAUGUACUAUGAGAUGUCCUACGGGCUCAACAUUGAGAUGCACAAACAGGCUGAGAUAGUCAAGAGAUUGAAUGGGAUCUGCGCACAGGUCCUCCCCUACCUGUCUCAGGAGCACCAGCAGCAGGUCCUGGCAGCCAUAGAGAGGGCCAAGCAGGUCACCCCCCCAGAGAUGAACUCCAUCAUAAGGCAGCUCCAGGCUCACCAGCUGUCUCAGCUUCAGGGCCUGGCCCUGCCCAUGACUCCGCUGCCACUGAGCCUGAGCCAGCCGACUCUCCCUGCCGUCACCACCUCCUCUGGUCUCUUCUCCCUCUCUUCCCUGCUGGCCUCUCAAGCCCAGCUGGCCAAGGAGGAGAAAGCAUCGCGGGAUGGAGUCGACAGCCACCGUGAGGAGGAUGGAGACAAGUCUGAUUAGAUGGUGUUUCAGCCCUAUUCAGCUCUGUUUUUAUCCAGAGACCUGAAUCCCUAGAUUCAAACCCACUUGGCCUAUAGCCUCUCCCCCAGGUCUCCCUCUCUUUGACACUACCUAACAUGGGCUUCAAUUUCAUCUCUUCAGACCCCCUAGCCAACCCCAUUAUUGGGAGGUCUUUGGCACAUACCACCUUAUAUCCUGGUAUUCACCAUAGUUGGGUUGUUUCUAUAUCUUUUUUUUUUUUUAAGCCAUGAGACUGUCGCUCUCUUAUGUAUCUUGUAUCUUCAAGUGCUCUCUCUCUCUCUCUCUCUCUUUUUUUGCAUGUGAUUAAGCCACAUUUAUCCCUUUUUUUAAAAGAAAAUCAGGACUACUUUCUAUUUCUGUUUCUUCCUGCCUCCCUCUUGCUUUUUCUCUCUCUUCUGAUUCCUGUUGAGUUUCCGUGUUUUCCUUUCUUCUCCAUGCCUCUCUCUCUUCCUCCCUGUCUUCCUCCCACCUCUUGCCUCUGCCUCUUUCGUAGGUCCUUGUUAGACAGGACUGAUCCGUCAGACUGAAUGCACUGUUCCGUAGGUGUUAAAACAGAAAAACUGUUAAACACUUGGAUUUGCUGGCAAGCUGUAAAACUUGUUAGAUGCAACACAGGAUUCCUAAAAACUUCAUUUUCCCAACAUAAAGGUCUCACCAAGAUCAGCAGUGUUGAUAUUUCAUGGUAUUUCACCUCGCGUGUAUUCAUUCUAAGCUAAAAGUGGGCUCAAAGUUUAAAUGUUGGAUUGAUAAAAGAUCAGAGAAUUGUUUAAAUAAUGCCCUGGCUAAAGACAGAAGCGUACUUAAAAGCUAUACUCACUUUCUAAUCAAAAACCUCUGCCUUCAAAAGAGAAUCGGUGUUAUGAAAAGACAUAUCUGGGCAAAUUAGAGAUUUUGUGAGUAAUCCUAAUUUUAUAUAAAAUAAAAGCAUGUUCUUAGAUCCGACUUAAUGCUGAGAGCCGUCAGAGUAGAUAACAGACCCACCUCGAUAAGUAAUCCCCCGGACGUUUGAUCCUUGCCCGACUCUGUGAGGUACGUUGGAUAAAUCCACCCAGCACCUUAACUGAAAGGCAUCAUUAAACGGAGCUGAGGUAGCACAACGUGCAGCAAAGAGAAGUAACGCCACU
Pelmatolapia mariae (spotted tilapia) is the source of this 2626-nucleotide messenger RNA. It is a transcript of the gene tle5, whose product is annotated as TLE family member 5, transcriptional modulator. The transcript has 7 exons. Gene Ontology annotation, cellular component: nucleus; transcription regulator complex. NCBI's taxonomy places the organism in Eukaryota, Metazoa, Chordata, Actinopteri, Cichliformes, Cichlidae. The coding region runs from base 894 to 1481 and encodes 195 amino acids. Gene Ontology annotation, molecular function: transcription corepressor activity; protein binding. Gene Ontology annotation, biological process: regulation of DNA-templated transcription; negative regulation of canonical Wnt signaling pathway. The record is from RefSeq and is a predicted model, not a curated record.